AUGUCUUCUUGUAGCAGAACGAUCCCUGGACUGGAUGCUUCUGGGGAAGAGAAUUUUGAUGGAUUCGGCGAUACUGGAGAUAUCGAUGCAACGGAAUCACUACUGGACAUUGGGAUGGAAACAGAGGAAGAAGAGUUGGGGGAAGAAUCACCCAAUGAAGAGGACGGUGAACAGAACGGCAGUGCUGAACAUGUAGUGUUUGGUCGUGCACAGAUAUUGGAGAUGGAGUUCGCAAACCCGGAUGAGGCGUGUCGUUUUUAUGAGCAAUAUAGUCGAGCAAAGGGUUUUGCGAUGCGUCAAGGAAAGAAACUAAAGAAUAGGAAGGGUGAAAUCGUGCGAUACACGUAUUUGUGCAACAGAGAAGGAUUCAGAGAUAGAAAAUGGCUUGAGAUGCAGGAUCGAAAGAGGGAGCACAAGGUUGUUACUCGAUGUGGAUGUCAGGCAGAGAUGAGGAUAAAGCAGAAAGCCGAGAGCAACAAUUGGUAUGUGUCUCGUUUUGUUGAUGAGCAUAACCACGACCUUCUCCCGGCAAAGUUUGUGUCAUACCUGCCAGCAUAUAGGAAAAUAUCCGAUGUUGAUAGAGCCCACAUGGAGAGUUUGAGGCAGGUUGGAAUUUCAAUUCCCAAAAUUUACGAGUCUAUUGCCGCCCAGGCUGGGGGUUUUAACCUAGUUCCGUUCACAAAGAGAGAUAUGUAUAAUGUCGUUAGGCGGCAACGAGCAAUGCAAAGCGGCGAUGUGAAUGCCGCGUUACAGUAUUUCAAUGUUUGUGCAAGGAGAGAUGAUAAUAUGUAUUGGCAGUACCAGGUUGGGGCUGAGCAAAAUAUGUGUGAUCUGUUUUGGAGCGACGGGCGUAGUCAGGAUGAUUAUAAGUUAUUUGGUGAUGUUUUGGCAUUUGAUGCGACUUACGGGCGAAACAAGUACAAUUUGCCAGUGAUAGUGUUCUCCGGGGUGAACCACCAUAACCAGACAUGUGUCUUUGGCGCAGCCAUGGUGUCUUCCGAAACACAAGCAUCGUAUGUGUGGGUGUUGAGCAAGUUUUUAGAGUGCAUGGGGGGGAAAGCACCGAAGGCAGUCAUCACUGAUGGGGACAAGUCAAUGCGGUUUGCCAUUCAGGAAGUGUUUCCAGAAGCUCAUCACAGGCUCUGUGCGUGGCACCUACUAAAAAAUGCAACUGUGAAUGUGUGCAAGCCUCGAUUCACAACUCUGCUUAGAAAUUGCAUGCUUGCCGACGUGGAGGUGGAGGAGUUUGAAAGGCAAUGGGAGGCAAUGAUGGAUGAGUGUCUUGUUAGGGAAGUAGAGUGGGUAAAGGAUUUAUACACGAAGAAGAUGGCAUGGGCUACCGCUUACAUACGCGGUUGCUUUUAUGCUGGCUUGAGGACGACAUCACGAUGUGAGUCACUGCAUGCAAAGAUGGGGAGGUUUGUGGAGAGGCGAUAUGGAAUAUUGGAUUUCGUGACGAACUUCCAACGGUGUGUUGAAUUCUUGAGAGAUAAUGAGGAAGAGCUUGACUUUAGGUCGUUGUACGGGAGCCCGGUUCUUCAAACUCAGUUUCCGGAGCUAGAGAAGUCUGGUGCAGUGAACUACACGAGGGAAAUAUUCUUGCGUUUUAGAGAGGCCCUAAAAAGUAGUGUUCGGGUUACUAUCGUGGAGUGCAAGAAAUUGGAGGAUCGGACAGUUUAUGUGACACAAAAGUAUCGCAGGCCGCAAUCCAGGUGGACUGUUGCCCACCACUUUGGGACGGAUUCCUUUUUUUGUAGUUGUAUGAGGAUGGAGUCGUUCGGACUACCUUGCGUUCACAUACUUGCAGUGUUGGUCCAGUUAGACAUAGGUUAUCUUCCAAAAAGCCUGGUGUUGCAACGGUGGUCGAAGACAGCCAAAGUUGAGAUCGAGGGCCCUUCCAUCAUGAAUGAACCGGGUGAAGCGAAUGAGGUAUAUAGGAGCCGCAUGGGUGCUUUCCUGCAGCAUUGUAAGCGGUUGGCAAGAGUUGCGUGUAUGCGAGAGAGUGAUUUCAAGAGCUGCUUGGAUAGGAUAGUUGAGGAAACUUAUGUGUUGGAGAUGAAGAAUGGUGUUGGGACCGCUGCCCAAGGGAGUGCCGCCGGUGGCCAAGAUGGAGUGCGUGAUCCUGUUGCAGUUCGGACUAAGGGAACAGGGCGUGCGCAAGAGCCUUUUGGUUGUAGGGGCAUAAAGAGGCGUAAGUGCAGCAACUGUUGA
This is a messenger RNA of Arachis duranensis, 2211 nucleotides long. Its product is annotated as protein FAR1-RELATED SEQUENCE 5-like. The transcript is spliced from 2 exons. Gene Ontology annotation, biological process: regulation of DNA-templated transcription. The record is from RefSeq and is a predicted model, not a curated record. The coding region runs from base 1 to 2211 and encodes 736 amino acids. Gene Ontology annotation, molecular function: zinc ion binding. NCBI's taxonomy places the organism in Eukaryota, Viridiplantae, Streptophyta, Magnoliopsida, Fabales, Fabaceae.